Molecule: messenger RNA, 1423 nt
Organism: Ochlerotatus camptorhynchus
Lineage: Eukaryota; Metazoa; Arthropoda; Insecta; Diptera; Culicidae
Product: probable cytochrome P450 4ac1
Exons: 2
Coding region: 50-1423 (457 amino acids)
Molecular function (GO): heme binding; iron ion binding; monooxygenase activity
Source: RefSeq, a predicted model, not a curated record
UUCCUGCAAACACAAUCCGGUCGCAGUUCUGGUCCAGAGUCCAUUCGCGAUGCACGUUCUUGGCGCACUCCUGGCACUGUUCCUAUUAGUGCUUACACUGUACGAGAUUUAUCUCCGGUCGCUAGCGAGCUUCAAAGCGGCCACCCACUUUCCCGGCCAUACCGUGUAUCCGAUCAUUCAGAAUCUCUUCACGGCACUGUUCAAGAAUCAAACCGGUUCAUUUGCACAGGCACGAAGAUGGGCUCACGAGUUCAACGGACGAACGUAUCGCCUAUUGAUACGGGGGGUUCUGUUUGUGCAAGCGAUCCACCACAGAGACGUCGAGAUGCUGCUUUCCAGUUCCCGAUUAAUCACCAAGAGUCCGAUCUAUAAGCUGACCUACCCGUUCAUUGGGAAUGGUUUGCUGAACAGCACCGGAGAAAAGUGGCACCAGAGAAGGAAGAUUUUGACGCCUACUUUUCACUUCAACAUUCUGCAAAGCUUCCUGCAAACGUUCCAUGACGAGUGUAGGAAGUUAGUAACGCAACUGGAUGAAGAUGCCGGGAAGGGGCUCACCACAGCUCUACAGCCCUUGUCUACCAAGGUCACACUGAAUACCAUUUGCGAAACGGCAAUGGGUUUUAAGUUGGACACGAUGGCACUGGCCGAGCUGUACAAGAAUAACAUCCGUGAAGUCGGUAGAAUCGUUCAGCAACGCUUGAUGAACCCCCUGCUGUUCGAAGACUGGAUCUACAAGGCGUUCGGAUACCGGGCUCAUCUGGAUAAAAUCCUCGAACCGGUCCAUGCCUUUACCAACAGUAUCAUCCGACAGCGAAGGGAUAUCUUCCACGCGACGGUCCCGAACGUAGACUCCCUAUCCGAAGAGAAUAUCUACACCAACAUCAAGCAGCGCUACGCCAUGCUGGACAGUCUUUUGCUGGCGGAAGCCAAGCAGCAAAUCGACGCCGAAGGCAUCCGGGAAGAAGUCGACACGUUCACCUUCGAAGGUCACGACACUACCGGGAGUGCGUUCGUAUUCACCUUCCUGCUGAUCGCUCACCACCAGGAUGUUCAGCAGCGUCUUUUCGAUGAACUCCAAUCCAUCAUCGACAGCAAUCGAUCGAACCCCGACGAUCCUUUAACCCUGCAGGAUUACAACAACUUCAAGUACAUGGAACGUGUUAUCAAGGAAUCGCUACGGAUCUACCCACCGGUUCCAUUCAUAUCCCGGCUGGUGACCGAGGACGUCCGGUACGAUGGCAAAUUCAUUCCGAAGGGAUCGUUUAUGAAUGUGGAAAUCUACGAUCUGCAUCGGGAUCCGGAGCAGUUUCCCGAUCCGGAACGGUUCGAUCCGGAUCGCUUUUUGCCGGAGCAGAUCGAACGGAGGAGCCCCUACGCGUACGUACCGUUCAGUGCGGGGCCGAGGAAUUGCAUAGGUGAGUAG